AAUCAUAAUACAAGAAUGACCUUAUUCCCCCCUGCAUGGUCACAACAGAUGGUUAAGUCCAUUUUAUUGGCCUCUGCAUUUAAACCAGCUCCACCCUCAGCCUCCUCUUUUACUCAAAAAAGGAAGGACUGGAGCGGCAGCCAGGUCUCCCUGCUCGAAAGCAGGAGAAGAAAGUCAGACGACAGUGAGGAAGGGAUGGGAGCACAGGAGAGGGAGGAGGAAGACUGCGCUUCUUCAGUGGGGAGAAAGCUGCACAAAACCAGCAAGGAGGUUUAUUUCAGCGUCCUGCCAGAUAAAUAUGAACCUCUGAUUGAGGACGAUGAGGAGAGAGAGGAGACUGCAGAGGAGAAAAAGAGGAGGAAGGAGGCGAGGAAGAAGAAAAGGAAAAAUACAUGCAAGAAGUACAGGAAGAAUGUGGGGAAAGCGCUACGCUUCAGCUGGCGCUGCCUGGUAGCUGGUCUGCAGAGCAUGGCGUCCGUGUACUCCACACCUCUCUCAGCUGUGGCCACCGUGGUAACAGAUGUUCACCAAGCCAGUGGCAGCAAGACAUGAUGGGACUCGGAGGAACCAGGAGUGUAGCCCCUUAUUCCUUGUGUUCAAGCUGACUUUGAAUUCAUCACCUCUGUUGUGCCUGUUUUGUUUUUAUUCUAUUUUUAUUUCUAUUUCUGAGAUAUAUACUAUAUAUUUACUCGAUUUAUGAAAACCAUUGAUCCCUGUCACAUUUAUGGCCUCGGUUUUCAAAUUUGAACCGAACCCUGCUGUUGUGUUAAAUUAAACAAUCGUCUUUCAUGUUUGGGGUAAAACUGAACCCUAAAAUUCACCUCAAGUAGAAACCUAACCCUAACCCCAGAACACUUUGGGUUUAUUUACUGUCUUAAGAAGCUUUCUGUUCCGUGUGGGCUUUGGCAGCCACUGGCAACCCAACAACUAGCAAUGUCUGUGUACAAAUCUCAGCCACAAGGAGGCUCCACCUUGUGGCGCUUCUCCACAACUGCACUUUAGAAGCUCAUUGACAGAGAUAAAUUUUUGAGGUCCUGGAGCACUAAACGGAUAUAUUCGUCCAGUCAACCAACCAUACUUGGAUAAAGUAAAGAUGUUCUAGUAGGAAGCUGACGCACUCCUCUCCUUUCUGCUCUUUAUGUUUUUAUGAAGGUUAGGAGAGUCAGUAAAUGCUGUUAAAAUAAUCAGAAUAA
Messenger RNA from Oreochromis niloticus (Nile tilapia), 1193 nucleotides. RefSeq lists its product as uncharacterized. Bases 16 to 552 code for a protein of 178 amino acids. The transcript has 3 exons. NCBI's taxonomy places the organism in Eukaryota, Metazoa, Chordata, Actinopteri, Cichliformes, Cichlidae. The record is from RefSeq and is a predicted model, not a curated record.